AUGCGUCGUCGUCGUGUCUUGCUACACCUUUUACUGUCGACAACGGCAACCAUCCUAAUCGUCACUGCACAACAGGACGAUCAGAAAGCGGAUGUUGUGGAAGUUCAGACGAAACUCGGAACAGUCCGAGGAUCAGAAACAGAUCAUGGAAAUAAAAGAGUGCGAUCUUUUUUGGGAGUACCAUUCGCCGAACCACCAAUCAACGAACACCGUUUCAAAAUUCCAACUCCAAAACGGCCGUGGAAUGGAACAUUUCAAGCGAAUACUCUAUCGCCGGCAUGUUUUCAGGGACGAGAUUCGUAUGACCCAUCAUUCUGGGGAAGUGAAAUGUGGAAUGCAAACACUCCCGUCAGUGAGGAUUGUCUAUAUGUGAAUAUCUGGGCGCCAGCAGAUGCUUACAAUCUAACUGUGCUUGUAUGGUUGUUUGGUGGUGGGUUCUGGUAUGGAUCCCCAUCUCUUUUACUCUAUGACGGGAAGGAAUUGGCAACUCGUGGAAAUGUGAUUGUAGUCAACAUCAAUUACCGUGUUGGACCAUUCGGAUACUUGUAUUUGGGUCAUGACGAUGUUCCUGGUAAUAUGGGAAUGUUGGAUCAACAAUUGGCUUUGUACUGGAUCAGAGAUCAUAUUUUCUCAUUUGGAGGAAAUCCAUCAAGGAUAUCUUUAGUUGGAGAAUCAGCUGGAGCAGCUUCGAUUGUUGCUCAUUUGAUUGCGCCUGCUUCAAAAGGUCUGUUCCAAAAUGGAAUCCUUCAAUCUGGAUCGUUGGAUAACAAAUGGUCGAUGGAUUCACCAAAACGAGCAAAGCAAAAAUCUACAGCCUUGGCAAAUCUUGUUGGAUGCAAUCAAACAAAAAUAACUGAUGUUACCGAAUGUCUUCGGAAUACACCUGCUCAACUUUUGAUAGAUAAUAUCUGGAAUGUUGGUCUGAAUUUCCUUGAAUUCCCAUUUGCCAUCGUAUCAAAGGAUCGAAAUUUCUUCAAACAUCUUGAUGGUUUCAUAGCUCUUCGAGAGGGAACAUACUCCACAGAUGUCAAUUUAAUGUUUGGAAUCAAUCAUGAUGAAGGAAACUUUUGGAAUAUCUACAAUUUAGCAAAGUUUUUCGAUAAAAAGACGGCAAAACCAGAACUAGAUCGAGACGAAUUCCAUGAAUGUGUGGAUACGGCAUUCGCAGUUCAACCGGAGUUAGUGAGGACAGCUGCGAAAUAUGUGUAUUCCGAUCCAAAAUGCACAGAUCCGAAGAAGAAAACAGAUUUCUAUACGGAACAAGUCAAUCAAAUGGUUGGAGACUAUUUCUUCACUUGUGACAGUAUUUGGUUUGCUCAUAAUUAUCCAAAGUUGGCUGGGAAUCGAUCGAAUGUUUUUGUUUAUUACUUUGAUCAGCCAUCGAGUGCAAACCCUUGGCCAAAAUGGACAGGUGUAAUGCAUGGAUAUGAGAUUGAGUACGUCUUCGGGGUUCCUCUUCAUAACAAAUCCGCCGGUUACAUCAAAGAAGAAAUGGAUCUAUCAGAGAAAGUUAUUGAUUUCUGGACCACUUUUGCCAAUACAGGAGUUCCAUCUCUUCGAAAGAAAUCAGUUGGAACGACUCAUAAAAUCAAAUGGGAUCGGUACGACGGUACUGAUCACACGACGUGGAUGAAUAUCAAAACUGGAUCAUUCCGAAUGAUUCAGGAACUGAAAAAAGUGGAGUGUGAUCUAUGGAGAAAUGCAAAAGACAUGGAGUAUAGUGCAUAUAAAGAAGAGCUCGCUGCCACGUCAUCAUCUCCUCUGACCCGAUACACAGUUGUGUUGAUUUUGAUAAUUAAGUUGUUGUUGUUCUAA
Caenorhabditis briggsae is the source of this 1815-nucleotide messenger RNA. RefSeq names its product Protein CBR-ACE-3 (gene Cbr-ace-3). The record is from RefSeq and is a predicted model, not a curated record. Gene Ontology annotation, biological process: acetylcholine catabolic process; choline metabolic process. Gene Ontology annotation, molecular function: acetylcholinesterase activity. Lineage: Eukaryota; Metazoa; Nematoda; Chromadorea; Rhabditida; Rhabditidae. The transcript has 7 exons. Gene Ontology annotation, cellular component: plasma membrane. Bases 1 to 1815 code for a protein of 604 amino acids.